GUACAUAAAAACUUGUAUAUAUAAAUAAUUAAAGAAAAGUAGACCAAGAGAAAGGUAGACGAAAGAAAGAGCGCACCUUCCUCCUCUCCUUCUUCGCAACGAAGCUCUCUCUUUUAAAAGGAGCCUUUACAUUUUCUCUACGGUUCCUUCUUCAGAAACCCCAAUCACUUCUCCUACUCCAUCUCAAAACCUCAAAGUCUAAAACCUUUUCUUCUCUUGUUCCUCCAAAACUCUAUCUUCUUCUCUAGAAAAGAUGUGUGGCUCAGAGAGCAAACUCUGCUCCUCAAGAACCUUAACAGAAGCUGAGUCCAUGAGGCAGAAAUCACAAGAGGGUGCAGCCGCCGCCACGUGUCUUCUUGAACUCGCCGCAUGCGACGAUCUUCCCUCCUUCAGGAGAGAGAUCGAGGAGAACUCGUUGGAUAUCAACGAACCGGGCUUUUGGUACUGCAGACGGGUCGGGUCGAAGAAGAUGGGUUUUCAAGAAAGAACACCUCUCAUGGUUGCUGCUAUGUACGGAAGCAUCGAAGUUCUAACUUACAUAAUCUCCACUGGAAGAUCCGACGUGAACAAAGUUUCCAGCGACGAGAAAGUCACUGCUCUUCACUGUGCUGUUUCCGCCUGUUCUGUCUCUAUCGUUCAAGUCAUCAAGAUCUUGCUUGAUGCCUCCGCUUCACCUAAUACCCUUGACGCUAACGGGAACAAACCGGUUGAUCUUUUGGUCAAAGCUUCCCGGUUUAUACCUAACCAGACUAGAAAAGCUGUUGAGAUUCUCUUAACCGGAAACCACGGUUUAGUUGGUUUGGUGGAAGAGGAGGAGGAGGUGAAGAGUGUUGUGUCUAAGUAUCCAGCAGAUGCGUCCCUCCCCGACAUCAACGAAGGUGUAUACGGAACAGACGAGUUUAGGAUGUUUAGCUUCAAGGUCAAGCCAUGUUCUAGGGCUUACUCGCACGAUUGGACCGAGUGUCCUUUCGUUCAUCCUGGCGAGAACGCGAGGAGGAGAGAUCCGAGGAAGUAUCCUUACACGUGUGUCCCUUGUCCCGAGUUUCGUAAAGGGUCUUGUCCUAAAGGAGAUUCAUGCGAGUACGCGCACGGUGUUUUCGAGUCUUGGCUUCACCCUGGUCAGUACAGGACACGGCUUUGUAAAGACGAGACCGGUUGCGCGAGGAGAGUUUGCUUCUUUGCUCAUAGGAGGGAUGAGCUGAGACCGGUUAAUGCUUCUACUGGCUCAGCUAUGGUUUCACCUCAGUCGCCCAUGGGUGAUAAUGGUGUUCCUUUGUCUCCAAGAAACGUUGGUUUAUGGCAGAACACACCACCACCUUUGCAGCUUAACGGUAGUAGAUUGAAGUCUAGUUUGAGUGCUAGAGAUAUGGAUAUGGAUGUGGAGAUGGAACUGAGGCUCCGUGGUUUCGAUGGUCAUAGGCUCAAUGACUCUGUGAUGUCUCCAAGCAGGCACUCUCAGAUGAACCAUUACCCUUCUUCUCCUGUGAGGCAAGCACCUCCUCAGAGGUUUGAGUCUUCAGCAGCUAUGGCAGCUGCGGUGAUGAACGCUAGAUCAUCAGCGUUUGCUAAACGCAGUUUGAGUUUCAAACCGGCUCCAGUAGCUUCUAAUGUCUCGGACUGGGGAUCACCAAAUGGGAAGGUUGAGUGGGGGAUGCAAAGAGAGGAGAUGAACAAGAUGAGGAGAAGUGUCUCCUUUGGCAUUAAUGGGAAUAACAAUAACAAUGUGUCACGUCCUGUGAGGGACUACAGCGAUGAGCCAGAUGUGUCGUGGGUGAACUCACUGGUGAAAGAUAGUGCACAGGAGGGAGCCUUUGGGUUGAAUGGUGCAGCGGUUAGGGAUGAGUUUAAGCUGCCGUUGUGGGCAGAGCAAAUGUACAUAGACCAUGAGAAGCGGCAGCCUGUGGCAUAAGAAGCAGACAGAAUCUAACAAAUCUUGGCAAUAAUUUUUUGAUUUGUGUUUGACAGCCAUAUAGCUAUCUAGCUACUAGUAUAUGUUUCUUUAUAUUCUCUUGUAUUUUUUUUAAAUGUCAUUCUCUUGUCUUUGUGACACUAUGUAAUGAUUGAAAGCAAAUAAUUGAUGAACGAGU
Messenger RNA from Brassica napus (rape), 2087 nucleotides. Its product is annotated as zinc finger CCCH domain-containing protein 29-like. The transcript has 2 exons. Lineage: Eukaryota; Viridiplantae; Streptophyta; Magnoliopsida; Brassicales; Brassicaceae. Gene Ontology annotation, molecular function: protein binding; metal ion binding. The coding region runs from base 254 to 1909 and encodes 551 amino acids. The record is from RefSeq and is a predicted model, not a curated record.